Pyricularia pennisetigena is the source of this 174-nucleotide messenger RNA. RefSeq lists its product as uncharacterized. The coding region runs from base 1 to 174 and encodes 57 amino acids. The record is from RefSeq and is a predicted model, not a curated record. NCBI's taxonomy places the organism in Eukaryota, Fungi, Ascomycota, Sordariomycetes, Magnaporthales, Pyriculariaceae. The transcript has a single exon.
AUGUUUUUUUUCUCCCCCACCCCCCCUUGGCCUUGCGGGAUUUGCAGCCGGGUCUCCCGCUGUGGAACCCUCAAUCGACUGCCGCCCCACCGGCACCAUCACUUUCAACUCAAAUACCGGGCGAGGUGCAUUAAUUCCGGUCAAGUGGCGCAUGGUUGUAGACAUUGGCUGUGA